Molecule: messenger RNA, 1607 nt
Organism: Ananas comosus (pineapple)
Lineage: Eukaryota; Viridiplantae; Streptophyta; Magnoliopsida; Poales; Bromeliaceae
Product: DNA excision repair protein ERCC-1
Exons: 9
Coding region: 102-1355 (417 amino acids)
Biological process (GO): meiotic mismatch repair; nucleotide-excision repair; UV-damage excision repair
Cellular component (GO): nucleotide-excision repair factor 1 complex; nucleus; ERCC4-ERCC1 complex
Molecular function (GO): damaged DNA binding; single-stranded DNA binding
Source: RefSeq, a predicted model, not a curated record
UCUCGCUUUGCUUUUCCUCACCUUCUACUUCUCCAGCUUCUUCUUCCCCCUCCAAAGUCCGAACUUUCCCCCCUUUCUCUCGACCUUUCUCUCUGUCGCUAAUGGCGAAACCCGAGGAGGAGGAGCACGAGAGAGAAGACGACGCGAAGAAGAAGGAGACGAAGGGCCAUAUAAAGAUCCCUUCCUACCAAGAGGUCUUCGGCGGAGGCGGAGGCGGAGGCGGAGGCCACUCCUCUUCUUCUUCCUCCUCAAAACCCUACAAUCCCCCUCCUCCCCCUUCCUUCUCCCAAGCUUUCUCCUUCCUCAAAUCCUCCGAGUUCUACACCCCUCCUCCUCAACCUGAACCUCAACCUCAACCUCCGCCGGAAGAUACUCAGAGGGUUUCCGCCACCGAUUCCCGCUCGUCCGUGCUACCGCCACCUCCGGCUUCUUCAUCUUCUUCAAAUUUCGCGAGCUCCUCCGGCCAGAAUCGCAAUGCGAUCCUUGUUAGUCAUAGGCAGAAAGGGAACCCUUUGCUCAAGCAUAUUAGGAAUGUGAGGUGGAUGUUUGCAGAUAUUGUUUGUGAUUACUUGCUUGGGCAAGGUUCUUGCGCUUUGUAUAUAAGUCUUCGGUACCAUCUUCUUCAUCCGGACUACUUGUAUUAUCGAAUAAGAGAGUUGCAAAAGGAUUUUAAGCUUCGUGUAGUGCUAUGCCACGUUGAUGUGGAAGAUGUAAUAAAACCAUUACAUGAAGUAACAAGGACAGCACUGCUUCAUGACUGCACUCUUCUUUGUGGUUGGAGCUUUGAGGAGUGUGCUCGGUACUUGGAGACAAUAAAAGUUUAUGAAAACAAGCCAGCAGACAGUAUUCGGGAACAAAUGGAUACUGACUAUUUAUCACGGUUGACACAUGCUCUUACGUCUAUCCGGCACGUUAACAAAACAGAUGUAGUGACGCUUGGUUCAUCUUUUGGGUCACUUUCACGUAUUAUGGAUGCUUCUAUGGAGGAAUUAGCUCGUUGCCCUGGAAUAGGCGAAAGAAAGGUAAAACGUCUUUAUGAUACCUUUCACGAGCCAUUCAGACGAGUUUCCAGUCGUCCCAGCAUCGCCGUGCCCGAGACUCCUGCCGAAGGACAAGCUCUCGAAGAACCUUCAUCCAUACUUGGUGGUGUACAAGUUGUGAAGGAGAUGCCUAAAGCAUCAGAAAAAGGCAAGGAAAAGGAGUCUGGCCUAAGCGUGACGUCAGCUCUUUCUGCUGCAUUUGAUAAGUACGCAGAGAAGAUCCGAACCCGUAAAAGGAAUCCGGUUGAGAAUGCCGAGGGAAGUAGCGGCACCGCCUCAAUAGAUGAUAGAACAUCGUUCAAAACAGGCAAAUAGGUUAGUAGAAAACACUAGGGCGAAGAGGCUACAGUAUCUUUUUCUCAUGUUCCCUCUACAGUUGAAUUUCUUAUUUCCAGUGAUCAAUCUUCUUAGGUAGAAGAUGGUAAAGAAGUUGGGUGGCCUUCGUUUUCCCUUUUCUUUGUGUUAAUUUUACACACUGAUGUAACUGUAUGUUCAUAUUAUAUCACCUAUUGUUUAGAAUCCAUCAGCAUAUUUAUUAAUUUAUUCUAAACUGGGCUUGUAUGCAAA